Nematostella vectensis (starlet sea anemone) is the source of this 2010-nucleotide messenger RNA. Its product is annotated as RNA-binding protein 38. The record is from RefSeq and is a predicted model, not a curated record. The transcript is spliced from 5 exons. Gene Ontology annotation, molecular function: RNA binding. Lineage: Eukaryota; Metazoa; Cnidaria; Anthozoa; Actiniaria; Edwardsiidae. Bases 236 to 952 code for a protein of 238 amino acids.
AGUCCUUUUAGUCGGUGUGUAAAACACAGGAAUCGGGGCUGUUCGUAUUAUACACGUGUUUGCUCCGUGACAUGUACACAUCUCGUUCCAUUGAAGUGCGCUGACCUAGCUUUGAGAGUGAUCAUCCAAGCAGUGCGGCAACAGCGCAUACAACUCUACGCCUCAAGUUACACGCUUCAGAGUUCAAAAGGACACUGCCGUUACUCCAUUAAGUUAGUCGAACCAAGCAGUGACCAUGAUAAGAAAUCAAGACACCAAGUUUACUAAGCUUUUCGUUGGCGGGAUUCCAUACGAAUCCGGUGAUGAUGCUUUGCGAAAGUUUUUCGCGCAGUUUGGAGAGAUCAGAGAAGCUGUCGUCAUUAAAGACCGUGUGACCAAGAAAUCCAAGGGUUAUGGAUUUGUAACGAUGGCUACCUCAGACGCCGCCGAGCUCGCGUGCAAGAACAAACGGCCGAUGAUCGAGGGGAGACAAGCUAAUGUCAAUCUUGCAUAUCUAGGCGCUAAACCCAAGCCUACAAGAGCGAUGCGUAGCCCGCCGAGUUCGCCAUAUGCGUAUUGUCCAGCAGUUACAGUGGGAUCGCCAGCGCAGCAGUAUCUUUACACACCAAUGUACUCACCAACCCAGUCCGCGCCAACGCUAUCGGGAAGCCCUUUAACGGUUAUCCCACCCGGCCCUCAAUCACCUAAUGGUGUUGCGCCACAGGUUCAGACGAUACAACCUUUCUAUAUCGACUAUGGCGGAGGAACUGCCGUCGUUUUUAACGCCGUCUACGACCCAUACUGCUAUUCACCGCAGCCUACAUACGUGCAAACGCUACCUCAGUCUCCUCCACCGACGAAUUCACCGGUAACUCCAACAUUCACGUUCCCAGGGCCCGUGAAUCCAACAGUUCCCACUCAGCAUUUUUUCCCGGCGCAAUACGAGUUUAUCGCCCAACCGCAAGUUCAAUAGUAUUCGUUAAGAUGAAAGCAGUACACUUAAAAGUACUUCAAGAUUUCAGAAAUAUAGAGGUUAUCGGUCAAUAUUUUGUAGAAAGUCAAUUUUCUAGAAAAUUUAGAACAUGUACAAAUUUAGUUGUAGGCGCGAGGUUACAACUAUUUGUAGCAAAUUUUAAUUUCAAGCCAUCAACAAGCACCAUAAAUGUAUUUCCAUACGCGUAAUAUCAUAUCCUUUAUUUAGAAAUACAAGCCAAGUUUUAGAGAUUUCGUAGACCUUGCCUACGGGAUAGUAGUAUUAGUAUUAGGUCAUGUAUAUAGCAAAACGAAGUCGCAAUACGCGGCAAAGAAAAUCCUGCUUUAAAUAAGCAACUUUAAUAUAAUAUACAAAAGCUGUAAUUUGCGUAAUAGGUAUAGAUUUUAUCAUUGCUGGUUAGAAUUUUAUCUUUCGUUCUAUGAGAGACAAAACUUUACGAGCGCUUUCAAGUUUAAUCGCUUUCAUUUUUCUUUUUUUUUCAUCUUUAUUUCACAUUUUAACAAAAAUCAAUUUGCUUGAGUUGUUCUGAUAGUUAUUGGGUUUUUGUGUAAGGGUCUUGAACUUUUCAAAACGGUAGCUACAAAUCAUAACAGCCUUACGCUUGGGUUAAGCCGGUGACGCAAUGGCGUACAUAGCGACAGUGUUUAAGAAAUCAAACCAUCGAGUUCUUGAAAGUCUUUAUUGGAUGGUCUCUGGAACAUUUUGCCCUCCGCCGCUUAAUUGUCUCAAAGUUUAUUUUUUGCUGACUCGCCAAACUGGUGAAACCCAUGAAAAACGAGAGACGUGUGUUUUGUAUCAGACAACUGUGGUUAAGGUAUUUGCCUCAGGAGAAAAAUAUUUUAAUAAGAAAGAGAUGAAAAUUGAAAUGGUGCUGAGCUAAGAUGAAAACGCUCGUAAUGAUAUCUACUACGCACUUUAGAACAAAAAUUCACACAUAACUGCUUCUAGUAUUACUUAAUAUUAGCAUAAAUUAAUCCAUUUUCUGUAACUAUUAUACGUUGACUUUAGAAGGUCGCAAUAAACAAAACAUCAAAGUG